This is a messenger RNA of Aplysia californica (California sea hare), 3129 nucleotides long. RefSeq names its product pre-mRNA-processing factor 40 homolog A. NCBI's taxonomy places the organism in Eukaryota, Metazoa, Mollusca, Gastropoda, Aplysiida, Aplysiidae. The record is from RefSeq and is a predicted model, not a curated record. Gene Ontology annotation, cellular component: U1 snRNP; U2-type prespliceosome. The coding region runs from base 63 to 2450 and encodes 795 amino acids. Gene Ontology annotation, biological process: mRNA cis splicing, via spliceosome. Gene Ontology annotation, molecular function: protein binding; RNA binding. The transcript is spliced from 24 exons.
GAAGCCAAUGCAAUGUCCGUAAACUAAACCUGAAACUUAUCUAGCCUCCUAAUGCAAAUGGAAUGCCAAAGGCAAUGAUGCCUGGAUUCAGGAUGCCUAUGCCAGGAGGACCAAUGCCUCCAAUGGGUGGACCACCUCCUGGCUUCAUGCCACCUGGAAUGGAUCCUGUUUUCCCCAUGAACCCGGCAAACAUUCCCACUCCAUCUGCUAUGCCACCCCAGGCAUAUCCUGGUGGAGACAAAGCUGCUACGUCCACAACAGAAAAGAGAAGUGCAUGGGGGGAACACAAGGCCCCUGAUGGGAGGAUCUAUUAUUACAACAGUCUCACCAAGGAGUCCAGCUGGGAAAAACCAGAAGAUCUUAAAUCUCCACAAGAGAAACUGCUGUCCCAGUGCCCGUGGAAAGAAUAUAAAUCUGAUGCUGGCAAAGUCUACUUCCACAAUUCUGUCACCAAGGAGAGUAGAUGGACAAAGCCAAAGGAGCUAGGGGAAUUGGAAGCAAUGAUUGCAGCCUCCGCUCCAGCUUCCUCAGUUGAUAGUCCGUCGAAUAAAAGUGAACCUUCCUCUGCCAUUGAGCAGGCCAUGCAAGCCACUCUGGCAUCCAUAGAGUUGCCUCCCCCGCCCUCUGCUGCUGCGGCAGCCACGCUGCCUGUAGUUGAGGCUCCAGUUGAACCGAAAAAGGAGCCAAUGCCUGUUGCAGAGAAAGAGGAGCCACCCAAAAAGGAGCAAUAUAUUUUUAGAAACAAGAAGGAAGCCAUUGAAGCUUUCAAGUGCUUACUCAAGGAGAAGGAGGUUCCUUCCACGGCUAGCUGGGAGAGUGCCAUGAAGCUCAUCAUCAACGACCCUCGCUACGGCGCUCUGAAGCACCUCAAUGAGAAGAAACAAGCUUUUAAUGAGUACAAGACGCAGCGGGCGAAAGAGGAAAAGGAAGAGCAGCGUCUGAGGGCUAAACAGGCAAAGGAAGAUUUGGAGCAGUUUUUACUACACAAUGACAGAAUGAACUCCUCCAUCAAAUACUGGAAAGCAGAUACUAUGUUUGGAGAAGAUGAAGCCUGGAAGAGUGUCAGUGAGAGGGAGAGGAGAGAUCUCUUUGACGAUGUGGUGCAUCUCAUUGCAAAGAAAGAGAAGGAAGAAGCAAAAGUCCUGCGCAAACGUAACAUCAAAGUGUUCACAGAGAUCCUCGACAACAUGCCCAACCUGACGUUCACGACCACCUGGUCGGAGGCACAGCAAAUGUUGCUGGACAACCCUCGCUUCACAGAGGACCCAGACUUGGAGAAUAUGGACAAAGAAGAUGCCCUUGUGUGUUUUGAGGACCAUAUCCGUUUGUUGGAGCAAGAAAAUGAUGAUGAGAAGGAAAGGGAACGGCGUAGGCUGAAAAGAAACCAGAGGAAGAACAGAGAAAGUUUCAUUGUAUUGCUGGAUGAACUCCACCACCAAGGCAAGCUCAACUCCAUGUCCCUGUGGAUGGAUUUGUUCCCGGUGAUCAGCCAGGACAUGCGGUUUGGCAGCAUGCUCGGGCAGCCCGGCUCUACCCCUCUUGACCUUUUCAAGUUCUACGUCGAAGAUCUCAAGUCACGGUUUCACGAUGAGAAGAAAGUGGUUAAAGAGAUUCUCAAGGAAAAAGGUUUCUUCAUUGAGAUUUCUACGACGUAUGAGAGUUUCAGCAAUGCUAUCCUCAGUGACAAACGUUCAAGUAACCUGGACAGUGGAAACAUCAAACUCACAUACAACAGUCUCUUGGAAAAAGCAGAGGCACGAGAAAAGGAAAGAUUGAAGGAUGAGGCGAGACGGCUGAAAAAGUUGGAGUCUGCUUUCAAGAACUUGCUAUCAAAACACAAUAUUGAUCUCGACACCAAGUGGGACCAUAUAAGACCAAAACUUGAAGGAGAACAAGCGUUUGAAAGCAUCACAUUAGAGGCUGAAAGAAUCCGCUUGUUCAAAGAACACUUGAUAGCCAUUGAAGAAAGUUGCUCACAUUAUCAUCCCAAGAAAAAGAAGUCUAAGAAACACAGGUCUCGUCGCUCUAGGUCUAGAUCUGAAAGUGACUCGGAAGACGACAGCCGGCAUCGGUCGUCAAAGAAGAAGCGCAGAAAGUCAGAGUCUCGCUCUCCCAGUAGAGGGUCAGACUCUGACAGAUCUCGAGGAGAUGAUGACGACAGGGGAGCCAAGAAACACAAGAAGAAGUCUAAGAAAAAGAAGCACAACUCCCGAUCAGCAUCCCGGUCAGAUGGCUCGGACCAUGAGAGGGAUCGGCGCAGCUCCUCCAAAAUCACGAGGAAAAGAAAAGAGUCCCCAGAGCCUCCCCCAGCACCGCCGUCCAAGAGAGACAGGUCCAGCAAGCAGCAGACUUCGGCCAGUCAUUGGGAGAGUUCGGACAGCGGCAUGAGCGAGGCGGAGUUGGAGAACCAGCGCAGGAUGUUGCUGCAACAGCUGCAGGAUGACGCCUGAGACUACAAGUUCACACUUGUGUACAUGGACUCACACAUAGGGAUAUACACAUACAUAAUACAUAUGGGACACACAAACCGUGGUGGUGCACACUCGCCCCUCCAUACAUGUAGGUAGGCUCAUGUACAGUGAUGUGCGAAGGAGCACAUAUGCAUAUUCACAAGCACACACGUGCAAACACACACACACACACACACGCACACACACACACACACACACACACACACACUGUGCUCAUACACCUGAUAGACACACACACAGACUUUCUGACACAUGUGAGGCACCCAAGACGCUGAUGGUUGUAACACUUUGCGCUGGACUCGGGGCAUAAAUAGUUAUCUGAAUACAGCUUGUAUGGGUUAGAUUUGGGAAUGGGUGGGGGAUGAUUACAGUUCAGUUUGUGUAAUGAUAGGGUGUAUGCUUGCGUGAUGAUAUUUGUUGAAUGUUGAAAGUUGCGCUGUGGAGCCUCUUUAAUUUAAAAGUUCAUAUAGUGUUCAGCGUGGAUGUUUUUUUAAUAAGUUAAGUGUGCUUUUUCUGCCCAACUGUUAAGGCGCGUUAUUUGUUUCAGUAUGUGUUGCCCAAUUCGACCUCGUUUUAAUCACCACUUGUAAAAAAACAACAGCUGUCAGUUGUGAACUUUGUAUGACUUGAAGUUCAUUAAAGAAUUGUUCACACCUCC